AACACCAUGGCCAGUCAUCGAUUAGCUCCAUCUGUCAUGUUCGCCGCGAAUUUCACCAGACCAGACUCCGGCUGGCCAUUGGGACAGGCGCACGGGUACUUGGAGCACAGCGAUGAGUGCAUCUUCCAGAGGAGACAGCCCACGGUGGCGAUCUUCGUGCUCUACGGACUGGCCAUUCCCACCUUGUCUGCCUUCGGGCUCUGCACGAACUUCAUCAACGCCAUGGUCUUCAUGCGACCCAAGAUGACGCCGUCGGCCUUCAGCUACCUGGCGGCCCUUUCCUGGAUGGACUGCAUCUCGUGCCUGCUCAUCACGAUGACUGCCUUGUCCCGGAGCUACUUCUACAACAGUCCACCCUGGAUUGCCUACGACUACCAGUGGCAAACGCCAUUCUUCGGCAUCAGCACGGGAGCAGCCAACCUGAUCCUGGCCUGCCUCAGCCUGGAUCGAUUCACCUACCUCUCGAGUUUCAAAAGAAACAACGGAGCUCCUCGCUUUUGUCGCCGCAAGGUGGCUCGCUGUAUGAUCGUUGUGGCCAUAGGCACAUCCAUAGUGGUCAACAUGCCCUACUUCUUUGUCUUCUAUGUCUCCGACUCGGGAACAUGCCAUGUCACCGACUUCUACUACUCAAAGUUCUACAAGGUCCAAAACUGGUUUACCUUUGCCCUGCUGGCCCUCUUGCCGGCCAUUUUCCUGCUCAUUGGCAACACGGCCAUUAUAAUAGCCUUUCGAAAGUGGACGAAGCAGAGCCGAAAGUGUCACGCCAGCCAACCCACUGCCAAUAACCGCACCACCGCCAAGCGAUAUCAGCACCAAAUGAAGCUGACCAUCAGCAUAGUGAUUGUGAUCACACUGUACUUGAUUGGCGAACUUCCCGCCCACAUGACUUCCAGGAAGAGCUCCUUGAAUCUAUUAUUCGGCGGCGACACCAACAAGGUGGACGAGUCCUUAAUGGAGAAACUGGAGGUGAUCUGCAUUACGCUAAAUGCAUUGCAACUAUCCCUGAACAUAGUGGUGUAUGCGGUGAUCAAUCCUUCGUUCAUGCCGGAGUUUUUCCUGUGCCUCAAGGGAACCUCCGACCUGUGCUUCGGGCUGUGUUGUUUCCGGGCGCUGCGGAGGAUUUGGAGGAGCUGCCUGGCAAGGCGACAACCGCAGGCUGCGGCGGUGGAGCGAGUGGUCAGCAGUGUGAGUCCCCAGCACCUGCCGGCGGAUGAAGCCCUGCCCUGCGGAUGCGAAAGUUGGGCCAGCGAUUCUGGCUGCCAGAACAAUGCCCAUUGCAAAACGGCGGUGGGAACGUUUACCAUGAAGGAUUGCGAGCACGAUGUGGAGGUUCAUUGCUGUCACGAGCCGGAGGUAUUCACCACCAGAUCGAGCGCCUGCCUCCACUCCAAAGACCCCGCUCCCGACGAGGAUUCCAUAUUCAGCUCUAGUUUUAUUAUAAUUACUUAG
Molecule: messenger RNA, 1449 nt
Organism: Drosophila rhopaloa
Lineage: Eukaryota; Metazoa; Arthropoda; Insecta; Diptera; Drosophilidae
Exons: 3
Coding region: 7-1449 (480 amino acids)
Biological process (GO): G protein-coupled receptor signaling pathway
Cellular component (GO): membrane
Molecular function (GO): G protein-coupled receptor activity
Source: RefSeq, a predicted model, not a curated record